AUGUCAGAGAGGGUACUGAAUGUCAGUGAAGAUGAGUUGGUAUCGCCAGCAGCUUCUCCAGAAGAGAUACUUUGGAGACAGGAUGUUGCUCAGACUGCCCGUAGCUGCAAGUUGACUCGAGCGGCACAGCAACAUCUGGAGGUGAACACGGUCACCCAGCUGCUUAGAAAUGCAAUCUCCGAGGCUUGCGAUUUGCCUAUGGGGCAGCCCCAAUCGCAAAUAGAUACUUUACAUGAUAGAGUCACCGCUCUCUUCGUCAGCGAGGAGCGGGGAGUUGCAGGGCGACGAAAGGGAAGGCGUAGAGGACAAAAUAAGAGGGGUAACAGACGGUACCUCUACGCCCGUACCCAGGAUAUUUACAAAAAAGAGCCAGGCAUUCUUGCCAAGCACGUCCGUAACAACGUGGACUGGCUGGAGGAACCAGGGGUAAAAGCUCCAGCCCAAGACGUGCGGGACCUGUACAAAAAGCUUUGGGGCACAAAUCCGUCGGAAGUACAGGUGCCCUUCCUGGGAGAGCCCUCCGAACCGGCACUUGGGUUAGGUACUGUGCUAACCGCCGUGACGGCGAAAGAGGUGAAUACGCGUCUCUCUCGGAUGAAAAUGUCCACAGCACCGGGUCCCGAUGGUAUUAAAAAGGGAGACAUUAAACGCGUUCCUGGUGCAAACGAAGUCCUCCAGUUAUUUUUCAAUUUAAUCAUGAUAAGCGGUAAGAUUCCUACCGCCUGGAGGAAGAACCGAACUACUUUGAUCCCUAAAGAGGGUAAGGACGGUAUGUUAGCUGAAAACUACCGUCCAAUUACAAUCUCUUCUUUAAUGUCGAGAAUUUACUUUGGCAUUAUUGACAGCAAACUUAGGGCAAAAGCACGGUUCUCACCCAGACAAAAGGGCUUCAUGAACGAAUCUGGGUGCUUCAACAACAUCCACAUCCUCAAUGAGCUGCUGAGGCACUCAAAAGCCAAGAAUGGCCUGGUCGUAACGCAGCUGGACGUGUCCAAAGCAUUUGAUACCGUGCCGCACCAAGCUAUAGGACACGCGUUACGUCGCAAAGGUUUUCCCGAACAGGUGGUACGUAUCGUGGAAAAUGCAUAUGAGGAUGUUACCACUAUUAUAGAACUGAAUCAGGCGCCAAUCGAGAUACGCCUCCAGCGGGGGGUCAAGCAAGGUGACCCCCUCAGCCCAUUACUAUUUAAUCUAGUUUUGGAGCCCUUGCUAGUUAAGCUGGAAACGAGACCUGGGUACAGAAUCGACACAGAGACGCAGAUAUCGUCCUUAGCAUUUGCCGACGAUCUGCUCCUAGUCGCGCAAACAGUACCACAUGCUAAGGACCAGUUAAGUAGCACGGAAGCAUACCUAUCGAGUCUAGGUAUGAAGAUUGCUGCCAAUAAAUGCCGCACCUUCCGUGUAAACCGUACCAAAGACUCCUGGUACUUAACUGACCCAGGCCUCGAACUCGACAGUGGAGAAGUGAUACCGGUAGCGGGGGCCGGCGAUCACCUUGUCUACCUUGGAUGCAAGUUGUCUCCCUGGGUUGGGGUCACAACCGAGGGCAUACGAGCCGACCUUGCUUCAACUCUUAGUCGUGUGCAACGACUGAAGUUGAAACCGCAUCAAAAGGUAGACUUAAUCUCUACUUACAUUGUUCCUCAUUACCUGUAUCAGUUGUCCAUAGCGAUGCCGGCUAUGACACAGAUAAAACUGAUGGACCAGGAGCUACGGGUAGUGGUGAAGAAUAUUCUUCACCUGCCGCAGGCAACAACGAACGCCUUACUAUACUGCGUUCGUGGACAACCCGACCCGGCAAUGCAAGCUCUUGCCACGGGCACUAAGCUCGAGAGUAGAGUGAGGCGACUCGCUCUCGAUGCCCGGAUAGCUUGGCCAGUUACUGGGGAGCAACUGGCCAGCUAUACUAGAACGCAAAAGAAGGCUGAGCUUGCCAGAUGGAAGCGCCUUGGUUCUCAAGGAAAGUCGGCAGCGGCCUUCGCCGACUCCAAGAUCGGAAACGCAUGGCUUAGGGACCCCUCGUUGCUCAAGCCAUGUCGUAUGAUUACAGCCCUCAAGAUGAGAACCAACUCAUGUGCUGACAGGGCGGCCAUGAGCAGAGCGACCAGAAUACCGGAUCCUACAUGCAGGCAAUGUGGUUCGCAAAUUGAGACAUUGGGACACAUAUUGGGGCAAUGUCGUCACACGAAACCACAUAGGAUUCGAAGGCACGAUGAGAUCAAAAACCUCAUCGUGGAAGAACUUAAAAAGAAAGGCCCAGAGGUGGCAAUAACGGUUGAACCGACGGUGGCGGCAACCGGAGGCGGGAAUCUCAAACCUGACCUGGUAAUACAAAGCCGGGGAAGGGUCUUCGUGGUCGAUGUUACAGUCCGCCACGAAGACGGGAAUAAUCUCGCUCAAGGGUUUACAAGCAAAGUAGAAAAAUAUAGCCGCUUGCUACCUCAAUUCCAGCAGAGGUGGGCAGCUUGCUCUGCUGAAGUCCUACCAGUCGUGGUAGGAACAAGAGGGGCGAUGCCCAGGGAGACCAUCAAAAAUCUAACUAAGUUAGGAAUCUCUCAAAAUCACGUGCUUUUAACAAUGUCGUUAAUAGCACUUCGUAGUUCCAUCGAAAUAUACCAUGAAUUCAUGGACUACGACGCCCCUCGGACGCGCCGCGGCGCGCAACACCCCACAGGUGAUUCAGCAACUUGUGGGAAAAAACUUCUGGCCAUUUUAGCCCUACUGCACUUUAUUUUAAUUGUGGCGUCUGAUUUUAUGCUUUGA
Acanthoscelides obtectus is the source of this 2763-nucleotide messenger RNA. Lineage: Eukaryota; Metazoa; Arthropoda; Insecta; Coleoptera; Chrysomelidae. The record is from the annotation of a GenBank genome assembly.